UAACCUGCCGUUUUUUAACUUUUUCAAUUAAAAUGAACAAAAUAUCGUGUGCAUUUAUUCGAAUUUUACAGCACAGCAACUCUUAUGGCGGUGCGACAGUGCUAGGUCGCCAAUUAUCUUAUAAAAGCGACUUGUCGUUGGACAAAAUAUAUCCAAACGUUCGACUGCAGCUCUACACGCCGCCACCGCCUCCCAGCGACGGGGACAAGUUUAAUGGUUACGUUCCUAUGGAUAAACUUGAGAUAACCUACAGUCGCAGCUCAGGGCCAGGUGGUCAGCAUGUCAACACGGUGAACACAAAAGUGGAUGUGCGCUUCAAGCUGGCCGAGGCAAAGUGGAUACCCGAUAAGACGCGUGCGAAGCUACUGAAGGCAUUGCAGAACAAAAUCACAAAGGAGGGAUACUUUUGCAUCAAAAGUGACCUGACACGCUCACAGCAGCUCAACUUGGCUGAUGCGUUGGAAAAGCUGCGUGCAAUCAUUCGGGCCCAAGAAGUAGAGGCUGCGUCACCUAGCGAAGAGACACUGGAGAAGAUUAGGCGAAGGCAGGAGAAAGCCGCCCGCCAGCGGCUGCAGCUGAAACGUGGCCGUGCACAAGUAAAAGCUGAUCGUCAAGGACCCAGUGCCGUUGAUUUUUAGUUUGUGAUAGAGACAAAUCAGUUAAUACAUAAAUAAUAAUGUUGAUUAUACAGUGGUA
This is a messenger RNA of Scaptodrosophila lebanonensis, 696 nucleotides long. Its product is annotated as peptidyl-tRNA hydrolase ICT1, mitochondrial. The record is from RefSeq and is a predicted model, not a curated record. Lineage: Eukaryota; Metazoa; Arthropoda; Insecta; Diptera; Drosophilidae. Gene Ontology annotation, molecular function: translation release factor activity. Gene Ontology annotation, cellular component: mitochondrial large ribosomal subunit. Gene Ontology annotation, biological process: mitochondrial translational termination. The coding region runs from base 33 to 638 and encodes 201 amino acids. The transcript has 3 exons.